Zonotrichia leucophrys gambelii is the source of this 6860-nucleotide messenger RNA. RefSeq names its product golgin subfamily A member 6-like protein 22. NCBI's taxonomy places the organism in Eukaryota, Metazoa, Chordata, Aves, Passeriformes, Passerellidae. The record is from RefSeq and is a predicted model, not a curated record. Bases 335 to 2308 code for a protein of 657 amino acids. The transcript is spliced from 17 exons.
CCCAGUUUUUAAGCAGUGCUCGCCCGCCAGCGCGGAGUGGCUCCUUCCCAGACCUGCCCCAGCACGAAUCAUACCUAUUUGUCACACCACUCUUGGUGCCCUUUGUUGGCUGUUCAUGAGCUCUUGUCUCGGGCUCCCACCUGGAGCUCAGCUUGCAUCUGGCACUGCAGCUGCCCCAGCCACCCUGCACCAGUCCUGCACUCACCACAGAGAUUUUGCCCCUCUUUUCCCUCGCAUUGCAGAGUGAACCUUGAGAAAAGGAUACAGGAGACAAGAAACAAGGACUGAAUAUCUUGCCACGGAGAUUGCUGUCUCUGCAACUGCAAAAGGCGCAAUGGACAAGUUCGCAGUACCAGCUGCAGCAUUUGCUUUUACUCUGGUUGAGAGAGUUGUAGAAAUUAUUAUCGACGAAUGCAGAAGGAAAAAGUGGGAGAAGAGCAACAAGGUGCUGGAAUCCGAGAGGAACGAAGACUUGCAGGACCUCAACAAAAAAAUACAAGCUCUGCAUAAAGAUUUCAACAUAUCAAAGGAGCACACAAAGAAUGAGAUUCAGAUAAUAAGAGCUGACCUGGAGAAGAAAGGAAUGAAGGAGGAGGAACUGGUAAGGGAGCUGGAAUCAAUGUUGAACAAGAAACUCCAGGAGCUGUCCGAAAAAUUUCAAACUCUGGAAGGAGAAGUAAAGGAAUUGCCAGAGAAAACAAGGCGUGCGAUUAAGAUAAUGAGAGCUGACCUGGAGAAGCAAGUAAAGAAGGAAAUUUUAAGGGCCGUGGAAUCCAUAUUGAAACAGCAGCUUGGGCCACUAUCCAAAAAAUUUCAAACUCUGGAAGAAGAUGUACAGAACUGGCAAGAGACCACAAAGCAUGAGAUUCAGCUUCUCAGAGCAGACCUGGAGAAGCAAGGAAAGAAGGAGGAGGAAAGUUCAAGGGAGCUGGUAUCAAUGUUGGACAACAAGUUCGGACAGCUGUCCCAAAAAUUUCAAACUCUGGAAGAAGAGGAAAAGAAAUGGCAAGAGACCGCAAAGCGUGAGAUUCAGAUAAUGAGAGCUGACCUGGAGAAGCAAGGAAAGAAGGAGGAGAAAAUUGCACGGGAGCUGGAAUCAAUGUUGAACAAGAAACUCCAGGAACUGUCCCAAAAAUUUCAAAUUCUGGAAGGAGAAGUAAAGGAAUUGCCAGAGAAAACAAAGCAUGAGAUUAAGAUAAUGAGAGCAGACCUGGAGAAGCAAGGAAAGAAGGAAAUUUUAAGGGCUGUGGAAUCCAUGUUGAAAGAGGAGCUUGGGCCACUAUCCAAAAAAUUUCAAACUCUGGAAGAAGAUGUACAGAACUGGCAAGAGACCACAAAGCGUGAGGUUCAGCUUCUCAGAGCAGACCUGGAGAAGCAAGGAAAGAAGGAGGAGGAAAGUUCAAGGGAGCUGGUAUCAAUGUUGGACAACAAGUUCGGACAGCUGUCCCAAAAAUUUCAAACUCUCGAAGAAGAUGUACAGAAUUGGCAAGAGACCACAAAGCGUGAGGUUCAGAUAAUGAGAGCUGACCUGGAGAAGCAAGGAAUGAAGGAGGAGGAAAUUGCACGGGAGCUGGUAUCAAUGUUGGACAACAAGUUCGGACAGUUGUCCCAAAAAUUUCAAACUCUGGAAAAAGAUGUACAGGAAUGGCAAGAGACCACAAAGCGUGAGGUUCAGCUUCUCAGAGCUUACCUGGAGAAGCAAGGAAAGAAGGAGGAGGAACGUUCAAUGGCCCUGCAGUGCAGCAUCAAAACGUUACUCCAGCAGGUCUCCCAAGUAUUUCAAAUUCUGGAUCAAACUUUGCAGUGGAGACAGGAGGUGCCAUAUCUUGAGUUCCCGCUUUUCCAAGCAUACCUGGAGAACUACCUAGGGAUAGCCAUGCCGCGAGAAGAGAUAAUUCACCGACGAGUCCUGGAAUUGGCAGGAGGGGAGAGGAUUAAUAAUACAUGGACUGACUCCAGAUGUGCAGUUGGCAUAGGGCCUGCUCAGGGUGAUGUCUGGAACAGAAGAUUGCGUGAAGCUCGAGGGGCAGAGGGGAUAGACGGACCUCCAAGGCACGCCCUGGGAUUUUCCUGGCGGAGCUCCACUCAUCUCAGCUUGCCUCUUGGAGAGACAGACAAGGACCUGCUGGCAUGCGGUGGACAUGUCUCUUACAGAGAAGACUUCGGAACCACAGUGGGAGAGACCACUGCAAGUACCUCUCACCACCUUCCCCGCAAUCAAUAUCAAGGAGCAGAACGCCUGGAUCCAUCACUCUCGAGUGAAGAAGGCCCCAGAAGCCCCUUGGAGAGUGACACCAGGAGACAAUGAACUGAGACUAAAACUUACUUGGGCAAAAUGUGUGUAUUGCGGCUGGUGGUAGUUCAUACUUUCAUUUACAGAAUUGUUUUGUAUAUAAUUAUAACUGAAGUUUUAGAACUAGAGAGUACCUCUGUCCAAAGCAAUGCUGAAUGGCCUUGGUCCCAGGCUUUUAAUCAGUAUACUGGAUCCAUGGAAGAACUUUCUGAGAUAAAAGAUUUAAACCUAUCCACUGUAGUAAUCCACGGGAAUCAGGUAUAUGAGGAGCAAGAAUGGCAGGAGCAAGAACUGUGGACACUUAAGAGAUCAGAGGAGAAGAAAUCAAAGUAGGAUGCCAGGUGGUCAAUGAGAUGGCUUAUGAGAGAGCAGAUGCAAUUAGUGUCUCAACCUCUCCUGGUGUGUACAAACACCAGGAAGUUUGUGAUAGCCUAAGUGAAUCAGACUGUUGGUGUAAUUUCACCUUGAUACAGUCUGUAAAAGUGACUUGCCUUUGGGCUCGUGAUGCUAUCGGGCUCUCAUUUAAAUUUAAAAUAGACACUGCACUUUUUACAACAAUAAGACCUUAUACAACCCACUCUAGGACUCAAAUAGUUCAGACUCAACCCAAACUUGAACCUGAAGUGUAUGAAAUAGGUCCCUAUGUAGUGAGGAAUGUGAGUGAACAACAUUCUGUUGUUCAAUCCAGAAUGGUCUCUCAAACAAGUGGAGUUGAUGAUCCAAAUUAACAUCUCAAAAAUCCAACCAGCCUGCUCCUCUUUCCUAAGAACAUCCUUUGAGGGCUGGACAAAGUGGUUACAAAGACAGGCAUAUCUCAGGAGCAGGAUAAGAAAGGAUCUAACUGAGAUAUUAGGGACAGGAUUAGGAGUUUUAAAUAGAAUUGAUUCAGAAAUACUGAUGAAUAAGCUGGCCACUGCAGCAGGUAGCCUAACAAAAUUGAAGCAGCCUUUAUAGUCAUCUCUAUUGGCAUUAGGAACUAGCCAGUAGCAGGUUUCAAAAGUACUGCCAAAGUAAGAAAAGGCCAGGGACCAAGACCACAAGUUAAUAGUAGAAGCACUUAGUACAAUUCAAGAUAAUGUCUUUAGCUUUCAGUUGUAUACAAGCAGAGUUAUAGAUGCAAGCAACAGCAGCUCUGAUCAUAUGCGAAAGGGGUGAAGGUAAUUUUCCAGCUGAAAUUCAGAAAGUUGUCUAAGAUUGCGAUUGAUUUUGAAAAGGAGUUUCAAUCCUGGUGGACUAUAGUAAAUCUCACCUAUGAUCCUGCUUCUAAUGUGGCCACUGCCUUUGUGCUUACCAUACGUAAUGCCACUGUUUACGUUAUCCACCCCAUCAUUGCACUGGGAUUAAACCAUGAAAAAACAGUGCUCUACCCUUCAGAACAUAGAGUGUGGGCAUGAAAGGUGAAUGAAAAGUGGCAGACAGUAAACUUAGAAUCAUGCAUUACUAGAGAACAGCUAAGAUUCAUUUGUGAAAGCAAUAAUAUUAAUGCCCAAUAUGUGUGUGUAGACACUGAACUGAGUAUUUGCCACUUUGAAGUUCAUCCAGUCACUGAUCAGAAAACUGUGCUCAUAUAUACUGGUAAAGGUUGCGUGUGCUUGAGAACUGCUUGUGCUGCUGUAAAAAUUGAUAGCAAUGAUGUUAUUUUAUCUAGUAAAAAUCAUUCUAAUCUUUGUAAUUUUGUUAAGAUCAUCGGGUGUGAUUUUUUGUACUGAGCCCCAGUGACAUCCCACCAGUUGAUUAAAACCAAUUAUACAAUGUAUCACAGACUAUCACCAACUCCUAUUGAGAUAGACCUUACAUUAGUAAAAGAACUAAAUAAGCACCAAGACCUACUGAGAAUCUUGAAAGAAAUCCAAGAAAGCAGAAAAAAACCCUUAAUUACUGUCCAACAUGAUACAAAAGAAAUAACCAGAAUUCUACAAAGAAUAAAACAAAAUGCAGAUCAUCACUGGUAGGAUGUGAUCUUUGGGUGGUCGCCAACAGCAAAUGGAAUCUUUAAUAAGUUGUGUCAUCCCAUUGUAGUUUUGUUAAUAUUAGUUAGAAUAAGUUUAAGAUUAUCCAUUAUAUUGCUGUAGUAUUCUCUAAUUCUAAAUUAGUGUGUAGCUGUGUAAACCUCCUUAUCAAACGUACUUGGUAAAGCAUUGAGACACUUAUUGUCGUAGAAGUUUGCAUUAAGUAAAAGAAUUUACUUAUUUUCUAGGAAAGGGGGGAAAUGAGACAGAGUAGAAAUUCUCCAGAGUAGAAAUCCAUUUUGAUUUUGGUGUAAUGUACAUAUUUGAGUCUGUAGUUAAAAAACAUAGCUAUUUAUCCUGACUUCAAAAACCUAGGCACAGAGGAACUGCUUCAGUGAAGGACAGAUAUGAAGCGGGUGGGGGGGGAGACAGAGGGUGAUAGAGAGAGACAGAAGCUGCUGUGAGAGCAGGUCAACCUGACCUAGGAAUUCUUUCUGAUAAAGAAGAACUAGCGGCAAAUGUCACACGAAAUUCGUAAAAAUGAAUAUGUAUGAACCUAUUCUGAAAUUGUAUACAUAUGUAUUUGAGAGGAGGACAAAAAGGGACCUGAAGUCCCCAGAGGUCCGCAUGUCUUUUAUGGUGAGUAAUCUCCACAUGCCUCCAGCGCUGUAAUAAACACACCGACUUUACAACUUUCACAAAGUUGUGGAGCUUUUGGUUAUCUCCGCAAAACAUUGCCCAUAUUCAGAGUCACUGCAGAUUGGAGGGAGGCCUGGCCUUAGGGAACGAGAAGGUGAUCAAUUGGUGGCACCAUUUUGGGCCUCAGCUUCUCCCAACAUCAAUAAAUUUGGCCAAGCCAGAAGGGUUCAUGAGUUUUUUCAUCAAACUGUGAAAGUUUUACCCAAACAACUUGGAAUAUUACUGCAGGAUGCUCAGGCAAUUGUCACAACCUGUCCACAGGGCCAGGAUAUGAUUGGUGGAUUGGGUCCUGGAGUCAACCCCCAUGGUUUAGGCCUUUGCUCCUGGGGUGAAUUCCUUUUGCUUAUCCUUGGCCAUGCCCAGAGAUCCCUUCUGCAGAUGUCUAAUUGGUAUCCCAGUGAGUGAUUUUACUGGGUUUGCAAGGUGGGUAGGAGCUGGAGGAAAACCAUACUUGGAAGCAAAGAGAUCAAGCGUGGAGAAUCACUGGUGUAACAUCACCAGAGGUGGUAAAAAAUUUGACAUAUGCAAAAGGCUGGGAAUUAAGGCAAACGGUGAAGGCUUCCAAGCAGGUGUGAUGACACAAUCCCUGAAUGAAACUGGACUAGAACCCCAAGAACUAGACCUGUUAGGAUCAGUUCCUGGGAAUUAUGGCUUGUUUUAAACUACUUUCUGGACCCAAAAACAACUAAGCAAUGUUCUAGUCCCACAUCCCAAGAAUAAUAGUGUCAUUCUUAAUCCCAAUUCUCCAUGGUAUCAGAAUGUGACCAAGUAUUGCCACAAUUGGAUUUAUCCUGGCAGUGCUGGUGCAAAUGAGACUGUAAAAAGGCUUCCACCAGGUGUCUGUUUAAUCUGUGGGGAUAGGCCCUGGCCUGCAAUUCCAAGUAAUCCCUUUGGUGGACCUUGUUACCCAGGAAAACUAACCAUGUUUGCCCCUAGCAUGUGAGAAAUGCUGAAUCAGACUAUCUGGAGAGCAGGACACAGCACAAGAACUGAAAGAGCAAUCCCAGUCUUAGGAUCUAAUUGUAAUGAUUAUGUGGAUCUUUGGAGUGCUCCAGCACGAAUCACAGCAACAUUCCUUGCUCCAGGUGCUGUGGCUGCUCAGGCUUUGACUCCCCUGAAUAAGUUGGGAUGCUGGACAGCUGAACAACUGAACACAACUUCAACUGUUCUAAAUCAAAUGCUCACUGAUGUAGAUAGUAUUAGUCAUGGCACACUGCAAAAUAUAGCUGCUAUAGAUUUGUUGUUUUUAGCACAUGGGCACGGGUGUGAGGAGUUGGAAGGGAUGUGUUGUAUGAACCUCUCUGACCAUUCUGCAUCCAUUCACAGGAAACUCAAAAAACUACAAGAUAACGUGAAGAAAUUGACUGUGAAUGAAUGACUGGGGGUUGGAUGAAUGUUUUAAGGAAUGGGGAAUAACUGGAUGGUUGAAAGGUAUUGUAAAGGAAAUUUUGUUAAUAUUAGUAGUCAUUAUUUUAUUGCUUUGUGUUAUUCCAUGCAUAAUUAAGUUCAUGACCCUUAGAAGAGAACACAGUAAAGAGAGUCUGGCUGCUGCAAGAAGAAGAAGGGGGAAUUGUAGCAGUGUAUGUGAACAACUCAGGCCUCAGUGUGCACCAGCCAUACCAUCUGUAACUGUUCUUAUCAGAAUUGUCUCAGGGCACUGUGGAAUUCAUCAAGGUUACUGAGACAUAAACUGUGCUAAAAUAAGAAAAAAGAAGCUGAGAAAGGGCACACCAGGAUGGCAGGAACUGGAUAACAGAGGACUGUGAAACACCUGCACGGUAACCAAUCACAGACAUUGAGAAAUGGAGACAGAGAAUGAGGGAAUGAGACAAAGGCACCAAUCAAGAAGUGUGAUCUUAAUAGUUUGUAGAAUCUGGAAAAGUGUGUGUAAUGUAAACAAUAAAGAGCUUCUGCUUGGU